AUGGUGAUUUUGUGUUUGUUAAUUUUUUUAGAGGAGUUAAUUAUACACAAUAUUCUAACAAUAGAUAGAAUUAUUAGAGGAUGGAGGUCUAUUGGUUCAUUUGAUUCUGAAGCAGCUAAUUCAUAUAAGAGUGCUAUCACUGCUGGAAUUACAGAUAUUGAUCUUUAUUUUUAUCCAUGUGUUAAAUGUGGAAAUGCUGCUUCUCAAGUCAAUUCAUUUAUUACCCAAGCUAAUACAAAUGGAAUUAAAUGGAAUACUUUAUGGUUCGACGUUGAAAAAGAUUCAUGGAGUAGUAACGUUGCUACAAACCGCCAGUUCUUAGAAGACUUAUUAUCAGCUGCUCGUGCUGCAGGUAUUAAUCAUGGUAUUUAUUCUGGAUGGGGUGUUUGGGGACAAGUAUUAGGUUCUAAUUAUGUUUCUAAAGAAGCCUCUAAAUUACCAUUGUGGUUUAGUCACUACGACCAUAAAGCUAACUUUGAUGAUUUUAAUAGUGGAAAAUAUAAAUUCGGCGAUUUCACUAUUGCAAUGAAACAAUAUGAAGGAACCACUAGUAUGUGUGGUGUCCUUGUUGAUAUUGAUUAUAAACCUGCUGGAGUCACUCCUGUAAAUCCAACCCCUGAACCAGAAACACCAACUGAUGGAAGUACUGAUGGAAAUACACCAAGUGGAGAUUCUACUACUGAUGGAAAGACUCCAUCAAGUGAUUCAACUCCUAAUACACCAUCAACAGAUAAUACACCAUCAACACCAAGUACUGAUGGAAAUACUCCAUCAAGUGAUUCAACUCCUAAUACACCAUCAACACCAAGUACUGAUGGAAAUACUCCAUCUACAGAUAUUACACCAUCAACACCAUCAAGUAGCUCAAGUACACCAUCAAGUAGUUCAAAUAUACCAUCAGGUAGCUCAAAUACACCAUCAGGUAGCUCAAAUAAUGGUAGUUCAAAUGGUUCAAAUAAUACUUCUAAACCACGAAAAACAAAAGAAGAAAAAAGGUUGUCUAAAAGAAUAAGAAAAUUAAAAAGACAAUUAUAUGAUAAAAAUGGAAAGUUAAAAGAAAUAAAAAGACGACCAGGAGAGUCUUUUAUACAUUUCUUGCAAAGAAAAGCAAAACAACAAAAAAAAAUUGAGAGAUUAGAAAAAAUGGAAAAAAGAAGAGACUAUCUUAAGAAGGUUAGAAAAGAAAAGAGAAAAAUCAAUAGAAUGGAAAAAAAGUUAUUUGAUAAGAAUGGAAAAUUAAAAGAAAUUACUCAACAACCUGGAGAAAGUAAAAAGAGUUUCCUCAGAAGAAAGAGACAGCAACAAAGAUUAUUACAACGAUAUGAAAAAGAAAAGAAGAAAGAAAACUUAUUGAAAUGGAAUAAUUAUAAAAAAUCUAAGCAUCCAUUAGCAGAGUUAAAAGGAAAAUUAUUAGAUAAAAGUGGUAAAGUUAAAAAACUUGUGAAAAAAACAGGAGAGACUGAGGCCCAAUUUGCUAAAAGAGUAGCUAAACAAAAAAAACUUCUCAAAGAAUAUAAGAAAGAAUUGAAGAAUUCAAAAAAAGAUAAGAAAGACAAAAAGAUAUGGGAUAAAUUGAAACCAAAACAUAAAAAGAAAAGUGGAAUGUUUGGUAAGAUUGAAAGGGACAUUAAUAAGAGUAUUAAGAAAACAAAGAAAAGUAUUAAGAAAGAUAUUAAGAAGAGUAAAAAGCAAAUCAAAAAAAUUAUAAAGAGAAAGGCAAACAAAGAAGGAUUAAAUAAGAAAAAAACAAAGAAAAUAACAAAGAAACAAAAUAAAAAAAUGGAUAAAAUAAAGAAGGGCAGCAAUAACCGAUUAAAGCAAUUACACAAGAAAUCAAAGAAGCAAUUGAAACAAUUGGAGAAAAAGACAAAAAUUAAAUACCAACAAGCUAAAAGACAAGGCAUUCAAAAAGCAAAACAAAUUAAACGAAAUGCAACAAGAAAAGCUCUUACCAUUAAACGUAAUACUCAAAAGAAGGCAGCUGCUAUAAGACGUAUGGAAAAAAGAAAAGCAACUAUUAAGAAACAACAGACCAAGAAGAGAAUAGUUCAAAGAAGAAAUACUAAAACAAGAAAAUUAGUCAGAAAAGUUACUGUUACAAGAAGAAGAUAA
Messenger RNA from Entamoeba nuttalli P19, 2112 nucleotides. RefSeq names its product lysozyme, putative. NCBI's taxonomy places the organism in Eukaryota, Evosea, Mastigamoebida, Endamoebidae. Gene Ontology annotation, biological process: peptidoglycan catabolic process; cell wall macromolecule catabolic process; signal transduction. The coding region runs from base 1 to 2112 and encodes 703 amino acids. The record is from RefSeq and is a predicted model, not a curated record. Gene Ontology annotation, molecular function: lysozyme activity. The transcript has a single exon.